Molecule: messenger RNA, 1179 nt
Organism: Trypanosoma cruzi
Lineage: Eukaryota; Euglenozoa; Kinetoplastea; Trypanosomatida; Trypanosomatidae
Product: mucin-associated surface protein (MASP), putative
Exons: 1
Coding region: 1-1179 (392 amino acids)
Source: RefSeq, a predicted model, not a curated record
AUGGCGAUGAUGACUGGCCGUGUGCUGCUGGUGUGUGCCCUCUGCGUGCUGUGGUGCGGUGCGGUUUUUGGGCACGCGAUGGAGGAUUACUGCGGUGAGGGUGGAGGGAACGGUUUGAGGCACACGAGUAAUGGUGGAGAUGACGGCGUGUCUCUAAAAGCGGACUGCGUGCUGUUAUCCACUCGAAUGGCAUUAAUAAAGGCGGUUGAGGCUGCGGAUGGACAAGGAUUGAGUGGAGAUCCACUGGAAACAUCUCAGGAUUCAUCACCUGGUAAGAAAUUGGACGAUAAGACUUCGGGCGGUGGAACGCCUGGUUUAGGAGGCGGUGUUGCAGGUCCAGCAAUAGCAGCAGCGGCAGCACUGGAGCCCGGAGAAUCAGGUAGAGGUGAACCGAAAAGGGAAUUGGAAGUAGCGGAUACAGCUGGUGAAGAACAUGCCAACGAUAGAAUGAAAGGAAGUGAACGUAAUCCCGAAAAUCUAAAAAAUGGUCAAUCUUCCUCUUUUUCGUCUGGCAGCCCUGUUACUCUGGGUGGUGAAGGACUCGCCUCGGAAAAAAAUUCCAAGGCUGCUGAACCCUCCGAGGAUGGGCUGAAAGUAACAAAACUAUCACAACAAAAAGCAGAAGGAGACAAAGAAAACAAAAAUGAUACGAUACUCAUAGGGGUACGUGAAAAUCCAGAAAAAAACACAGAAAUACAAACGGCACCACCACCGCCUGCAAAUAAUGGAAAGUCCGGUCCUGAAGAUACCGUGCGCAUGCAACAGCUACAACAAGUUCUAGAUGGCAUUGAGUCAAACUACAACUCACAAACGAAGAGCGUUGCCUCCAUCGCAGCCAAUCAACACAAUGAACCGUCCGCCGACAAUGCAGAAUCCACGCCACCAUCAGCCACGGCAAACGGUGAUGCCGCCAAUAAUGAAGCUGACAAUAGCACUGAAGAGGGCAUCCCGAAGAAUGAUCCAGCGGCUGAUGGUGCAGGGACAGCAGAGGGAAAACAAAAUGAAAAUAAAGAUGCCAAUCCGAAAGAAACACCAGUGACGGCCGCAGCCAUGAAAACUACAACGGCGACGACUGGCGACAGCGACAGCAGCACCGCGGUCUCGCACACCAUCUCUCCUCUUUUGCUUCUUCUUCUUGUUGUUGCGUGUGCGGCUGCUGCUGCGAUGGUGGCCGCGUGA